Messenger RNA from Actinia tenebrosa (Australian red waratah sea anemone), 1660 nucleotides. Its product is annotated as immunoglobulin superfamily member 10-like. Gene Ontology annotation, cellular component: neuronal cell body; plasma membrane; axon. Gene Ontology annotation, molecular function: axon guidance receptor activity. Gene Ontology annotation, biological process: homophilic cell-cell adhesion; synapse organization. The record is from RefSeq and is a predicted model, not a curated record. Lineage: Eukaryota; Metazoa; Cnidaria; Anthozoa; Actiniaria; Actiniidae.
GGAUGAAUUUCCUCUCUACCUCCUAAAGACAUGCAUCGAAUCUUGCCUUUUUGUAUCAUAGAUUGCAAAGGAUGAAAUAUUUUCCGCUGACCUUCCGCCUCAUUUUUACUGUUAUCUGCCUUCAAUCGUGUGUGAACUUGUCAGAUGGGUUCAAGUGGAUUUCACUACCUUCGCAAAGGACGAAAGGACAUGUUGGUUCUACUGUUCACAUCAAGUGGUAUUACGAAUGUAAUGAAUAUGGUGUUACUAAAAUUCUUUACAACAACACAGAGAUGUUCUAUCGAUACGGAACAAAACAAAAUUAUUCUACAAUAAGAAACGUAGUUCCUCAUUUCUCUGUUAUUGGUGGAUCAAAUGUGACAAUUAUCAUCCCUGAUGUUGAUAAAAGUAAAAGUGGAUCAUAUUGCUGUAGUAUUGAUUGUGAUGGUGAUAAAGAUGAGGCAUGCACGUUUCUCAUCACAUAUGCUUUACCUCSUAUCAACUACCUGACCUCACACCUUUAUGGCAAACAAGGAAAUUCAAUAACAUUAAGAUGUAAUGCCUCUGGAUAUCCAGYACCCCGUGUUACAUGGACACACAAGGAUACAAACAGAACAAUUGCUAAUUCCAGUGUGACGUCAUUCAACAUCACUGGUAAAGMAUCAGGAGGAAGCUAUUGCUGUCACGUGUCAAACGGUUUUGGGGAGGAGACUAAUUGUACGUCCCUUAAAGUAAUAGAAUAUCAACCAAUACAUACAGUGCUGGCAACGAACAACACUUUUACAACAGCAAAUAAGRCAUUCAAAAUAUUCUGUAAAGCAGACGCAUCUCCCCCAGCAAAAUACUCCAUCGAACAAGGGAWCAAAMAAAUGGUCAACUCCACUGAUGGUUAUGUCACAAUUACUACGCCAGAGAAUGGAUAUCUUGCUUUCAGUUGUAUUGCAAAGAACAAAUAUGGACAAGGAAAAACAGUGCAUCUUAAAAUACCAAUAUAUCAUAAACCAGUAAUUGAUAACCGYUUGUCAUCUGGGAAUAACGUAUCUUCUAUCUUGGGUGACACAAUUCAAUUACGGUGUGCUGCAAGAGGUGUCCCUCGGCCUAACAUCACGUGGUAUACAGCAAACGGGAAAAUAUUUUCAACUGAGACAACGUCGUCAGGUGGAAGCGAUCUAGUACUGACAACCACGAGUAAACAAGAUAGUUAUGGGAUGUAUAGAUGUCGCGCUGAGAAUACUAUUGGAGUUGCAUGGCACAAUAUUACAGUGAUGCAAAUAUGUCAAUGCAGAGGAAAUUAUCAAAAAUACAAGAGAUCCUUGGGCAGCAGCAGUAGCAUCAUUAACGAACCGGUUAUUUUCGUCAUCUGGCUGACCGUAAUACUUGUUUCAGGGAUUGUAAACAKUCUUCUUYUUAUCUAUAUUAAAUUYGGAAAACACCAAAAGUGCAAAGAACCAUAUUCCACCGAGAGGAACAGAAGACAAUGCUUUAACCAUUCCAACAAAUUAUGACGUCAUACCGAAAACAAAAAGCAUCUAGACUCCAUACGAAUCAAUGGAUCUGCUGUGGCUCAUGCUUCUUCACAUGACAGUACAAGUAAAUGUGACAUAUACGGCAAAUCGUUGGUUGUUAAAAGAAGCCAUUAGUAAAAAUUAAACAUUAUUAGGAACAUAGUUGUUCCUAUUCA